AUUAGAAGCUCAUUAAACUGUUCACUCAUGCUAAGUUCCUCACUUUGAGGUUAGAAAGCUAAAACCCCCAAACACAUCCUUCUCUUCCCCCCAUUUGCCUCUCAUCAACCUUCCACAGUAGGAGAGAGAAAGCUUCAUCAACAUCAACAAUGGCGAUCAAAUCAGAAACCCUAACUCACCAAUCCACAAACCCUAAUUCACCCUCAGAUCCAAUCGAUUCACUCGAUCCAAUCCUCCACAUCCUCCGAAUCAUCCCCUUCUCUUUCCUCCAUCUCCCUCGCCUUCGCCUCAAACUACCAUCAUUCUCCCUUCCUUCAGCCAUGACCGUUUUCUCUCUCAUCCUCCUCACUUACUUCAUGGUCGUCUCCGGCAUCGUCUAUGACGUCAUCGUCGAACCACCUGGUAUUGGGUCAACCCAAGAUCAAUUCACUGGGGCCGUUAAACCCGUUGUUUUUCUUCCGGGUCGGGUUAACGGGCAGUACAUUAUCGAAGGGUUAUCUUCUGGGUUCAUGUUUGUUCUUGGUGGAAUUGGGAUUAUUCUCAUGGACCUUGCUGUUGACAAGAAUCGGGCUCGCAGUGUUAGGGUUUCGUAUGCUUCUGCUGGGAUUACUUCCGUUGUUAUUGCGUAUAUUAUGAGUAUGCUUUUUAUUCGCAUUAAGAUUCCUGCUUAUUUGCGAUCGUAAUUAAAUUGAAUACUAGUACAUGAUCUAAAUGUUUGUAGCUGCUUUUGAGGAAUUGGUAUUGUGAGAUUUUGAUCGUUGAGUUUAUUUCAAUGAUUUUAUCUUGAUAUAGAGAUUUAUGAAUUCGGUGAAUGUAUGACUUGUUUUGUAGCACUGCUAGUAUUGCAAUUGAUGAAACUAAGACAUAAAUGUUUCGGGGUUGUCUAAUUCUUGUGAAAUUGAGGCUAAAGGUAUGGA
This is a messenger RNA of Chenopodium quinoa (quinoa), 917 nucleotides long. Its product is annotated as oligosaccharyltransferase complex subunit ostc-like. Gene Ontology annotation, cellular component: oligosaccharyltransferase complex. The record is from RefSeq and is a predicted model, not a curated record. The transcript has a single exon. Bases 150 to 683 code for a protein of 177 amino acids. NCBI's taxonomy places the organism in Eukaryota, Viridiplantae, Streptophyta, Magnoliopsida, Caryophyllales, Amaranthaceae.